UGUAAUUUUCACUCUCUUUCUCGAUAGCAUCUCUGAAAUGCUCCAAAAAUCUUAUCCAACGCUCCUCCCUCUCUGAUUGAUCAGAAGUCCUUUCCGCUCGAGAAAAUCCAUGGCUUCCGAAGCUCAUCACCACGACCACGACCACCACCACCAUGACCAUGACGAAGCAACGGAAUCUUGGGUUGGGCAGGAUGGGAGAGUGUACCAUUCCCAUGAUGGCUUAGCACCGCACUCCCAUGAGCCAAUCUACUCCCCUGGUUAUUUCUCCGCCCGCGCCAGGCCGCUUUCCACUCGGAACUUCAGGGAACGGGCCUUCACCAUCGGCAUCGGUGGCCCCGUUGGCACUGGGAAAACAGCAUUAAUGCUGGCACUAUGCCAAUUCCUGCGUGACAAGUACAGCCUAGCUGCGGUGACAAAUGAUAUAUUUACAAAAGAAGAUGGAGAAUUUCUAAUAAAGCAUGGAGCACUUCCUGAAGAAAGAAUUCGUGCUGUUGAAACUGGAGGAUGCCCUCAUGCAGCGAUACGUGAAGAUAUAAGUAUAAAUCUUGGUCCUCUAGAAGAGCUGUCCAACUUAUUUAAAGCUGAUCUACUACUUUGUGAAUCUGGAGGAGAUAAUUUGGCUGCCAAUUUUAGUAGAGAGUUAGCAGAUUAUAUCAUAUACAUCAUUGACGUUUCUGGUGGUGAUAAAAUACCUAGAAAAGGUGGUCCAGGAAUAACCCAAGCAGAUCUCCUGGUAAUAAACAAGACGGAUCUUGCACAGGCAGUGGGAGCUGAUUUAGCAGUGAUGGAGCGAGAUGCACUUCGCAUGCGUGAUGGAGGCCCUUUUGUCUUUGCUCAGGUGAAACAUGGAGUUGGUGUAGAAGAAAUUGUUAACCAUAUCUUGCAAGCCUGGGAGGUAGCUACAGGGAAUAAGCGCCAUUGAUGAAGAAGGACAAUGACGUUCCUUUGUUACUAUAUUAUAUUUUAACACUAACCUUAGCAAAGGGACUGAACUCGAUCACCGGUGAGCCGGCAUUGCCCAAUCCUAGAACAUGGUCAAAUAAAAUCAGGAAAUCUAAUGCUUCAUCUAGUUACUUUAGUGAUGCAUUUGAUGUACUAUUAAAUUCUAGAUAUCAAAUUUCUAGUAAUUUGAAUGGAAAACCCAUUUGAGAAGUUGAUCAUAUUUUAGUCAGAAA
Dioscorea cayenensis subsp. rotundata (Guinea yam) is the source of this 1175-nucleotide messenger RNA. Its product is annotated as urease accessory protein G. Gene Ontology annotation, molecular function: GTPase activity; nickel cation binding. Bases 110 to 922 code for a protein of 270 amino acids. The record is from RefSeq and is a predicted model, not a curated record. The transcript is spliced from 7 exons. NCBI's taxonomy places the organism in Eukaryota, Viridiplantae, Streptophyta, Magnoliopsida, Dioscoreales, Dioscoreaceae.